Molecule: messenger RNA, 1761 nt
Organism: Mytilus trossulus (common blue mussel)
Lineage: Eukaryota; Metazoa; Mollusca; Bivalvia; Mytilida; Mytilidae
Product: monocarboxylate transporter 12-B-like
Exons: 6
Coding region: 1-1761 (586 amino acids)
Biological process (GO): transmembrane transport
Cellular component (GO): membrane
Molecular function (GO): monocarboxylic acid transmembrane transporter activity
Source: RefSeq, a predicted model, not a curated record
AUGGAUAUUAAUUCAGGACACAUAAAUCAUUCAUACAUAUGCGAUACUAAAUCUUUCAAUCAAAAGCAUCCCAGUCAAAAUCAAGUUAGACAACGAAGUAGAAGUAGCGCGGAUACCUCAAUUGUUUACAAAAGUCCUCAUCAACACGGACAGAGGAGUAGAAGUUUCGAUUAUAUAAACACAUCAAAGUAUCAUAAAAACCUGAGGGAACAUUGGACUGGGUUCCUAUUCUCUAAGGAGUUCCUCCCACUCGAGGAGAACGAUAACCUAAAUAAAUCUAAAGACAAGGAGGUACCAGAUGGCGGAUGGGGAUGGUUUAUUUUACUCAGCAGUUUUAUGAUACAAUUUAUUGUAAUUGGGUUUGACGGUGCAUCUGGUAUCCUGUUUCUGAAAUUCACAGAUAGAUAUAAACAAUCGGCUGCAAUCACAGCUUGGCUUGGUUCACUUGCAACGGCGUUAAGACUGUCUCUAGGUCCUUUGGCUAGUGGUUUAAGCAAUAGAUUUACUGAGAGGGUCCUGAUUAUGGCCAGUGGAGUGAUACUAGCAUUAUCUAUGGUAUUGACAGGGCUCUCGCCAAAUGUUAUAUAUGUCUUCCUGAGCUUUGGCAUAUGUGGAGGAAUCGGCAGAUCAUUUGCUUACUGUCCAGCCAUAGUUAUGUUAGGCAUAUACUUUAAGAAAAAACAAGGUAUAGUAACUGGAAUUGCAGCUUCUGGUUGUGGAGUUGGACGGUUUGCAAUGUCCCUUUUGGUACCGCUGUUGUUCAGAUAUUUUGACUUCCGAGGAGCCUUCAUUUCAAUGGGAGGCAUUGCUUUACAGAUUGUUGUAAUGGGAGCACUGAUGAGACCUCUAUCUGUUACAAAAACUAAAAUAAUCAGCGAAGGCAACAAAGGAUCAAAUGUCCGUGCAGAAUUAAAUAAUAAUGGUUGCAACUUGUCUUCUGUUGCUGUUACAAUACCUGAGGACAAGAUACUAAACAAUGAAAUCAAAGAAAAAAUUAUAUCCGAGAAAGAUACAGGUGAUGAGAAUAAGACUCCAAUAUUUAACUUUGCCUUGCUGAAAGAAAUGAGAUUUCUAGGCUUUUGUAUAACCAUGUUACUAUCUUCAUUGGCAGAACAGUCAGCUUUUGUAUUUCUACCAGCAUUUUCUGAGGAAAUUGGUGUCCUUGGAAACUUUAGUUCAGAAUAUACCCUAGCCAUUACUUCGGUUUUUAAUACUUUUGCUAAAGUUUUAGCUGGUUUUGUAUUUGAUUGUGGAUUUGUUAGACCAUACCGUGUUUAUCUUUAUAAUGCAUUAAUGUUUGGUCUGGUUAUAGUUUCAUUUGCGAUACCGUCAGUCAAAACAUUUACCCAACUAGCUAUAGCUUGUGCAUUGUAUGGCAUGUUUUCUGGGUCAUACACGGCACAGAAAUCAGUGGUUAUCGUGGAUAUUCUAGGCAGAGAUAAACUUAAAUACUCUUAUGGAAUCCUGAUGAUGUUCCAAGGUAUCGGUGUGUUCAUUGGACCUCCUUUAUCUGGUUUGGUUAAAGAUAUAAAUGGACGGUAUGACGUUGCAUUUUACAUUGGUGGUGUUGGUAUGUUAGUUGGAUCAAUGAUUCUUUUUAUAAACAAUGUUGUUCAUUAUGUCAAGUCAAAGAACAAUACUACAAAGGGAGAUAAACCCGGAACACUUCCACAUAACAAUAGUACAAAUGAAGAUAAACCCGGAACACUUCAAAAGACAAUACAAAUAUCUGUUAUACCAGCUGACAACUUGAUAUCUUGA